Cercospora beticola is the source of this 915-nucleotide messenger RNA. Its product is annotated as ribonuclease H family protein. NCBI's taxonomy places the organism in Eukaryota, Fungi, Ascomycota, Dothideomycetes, Mycosphaerellales, Mycosphaerellaceae. The record is from RefSeq and is a predicted model, not a curated record. Gene Ontology annotation, molecular function: nucleic acid binding; RNA-DNA hybrid ribonuclease activity.
AUGCGCGUCGGGGGCCCCAGAUCUGGCGAUCAGCAUGCAUUCGAUCGCAUCGAUUUUCAGAGACAAGUGGAGGAUCUGAAGUGCGAGUCUGCAAAUGCCAGCGCCAAGCCAUAUCGUCUGCCGGACAGGGAUAGUUCUGGCUUCACUUUUGUGUUGACAGCUCUGCCUCGCUCGCCAGUUCUCUGCUCGUCCACCCUUUGCCCUGCCCCUGCCCUCGCACCUACCGACGCGAACGAAACCAGACGACACGAAUCCGCAGAGAUGGCAGCGGCAAAGACGACAGAAGAACUCGUGACCGAGAUCCUCGCCGCGCACGCAGCAGCAGGUUGGCCGGCUCCCACACCACCACCACCACCACCACCGACAUCUCUGCUGCCGCCGCCUCCUCGGAGGCAACAAAUCUUCACAGACGGCUCGUGGGGAAAGCAGAGCACGUUCGGCGGCUGCGCUUUCGUCGCCUUUGUGCGGCAAAGCAACCGAUGGCAAGGGAUGGCGUUCACCCUCGGCAGAAUACCAGAUAGCCUGACCGCAGAAAUCGCCGGCAUCUCCUUCGCCCUGAGCUGGGCAAUCGCGAACAAAGACCUCCCUUGCGACGAGUGGAUGAUCCGCACCGACUGCAAGAAAGCCAUCGAUGUCAUUGGCGAACAACUCCGAGCCGACAGGGAGGGGGAAGACCUGGUUCGCUGCGGCGACGACCUAUUGGAAGCAAUCGUGUGGAAGGCGAGAACACUGCGAAAGAUGGGAAAAUCUGUGCGAAUGACGUGGAUCCCGGGCCACACAGUCGAAGAUGAUAGCGAAGCCGAAGGCAACCGGAUUGCGGACGAUUGGGCGUUGAAAAUGUCGCUUUUGUCGGAGAAGAGAAAUCUUGGGCUCGGACAGCACCAGGAGGAGUUUUGGGAGUAUUCGGAGCAUUGA